Ectocarpus siliculosus is the source of this 1035-nucleotide messenger RNA. NCBI's taxonomy places the organism in Eukaryota, Phaeophyceae, Ectocarpales, Ectocarpaceae. The record is from the annotation of a GenBank genome assembly.
AUGGGCUGCCCCCACACAUCCACGCUAGAGGCGGCCACGGCGACCGCGCUGACGGCCGCAUUGCGGGUCUCCUUCUCGCGGGGAGGGCACGACUGGCGCGUCAUGAGCGACGCGUGCAUGAGCCUCGUUGUGCUAUACCACAUCACUGCAGAAACGACCUCCAAAAAUAGAGAAAACUGGAAACACCUUAGCGAGGAUGACAAGAACGGUGCUUCACUCCAUGCCGCGGGGGCUGAUGGUGGACGGGAGCUACAUCGACGCAAGAUGGGGUUGGCCGUUCACUACCUGAGGCUUGCAGCCUCGAUCUCGUUGGGCCACAGGCGGCUAAGUAUCGAGCUUGACAGCAUCGCGAGCGACCCACUCCCUGCUGCGGUGAUCGACAAUAUGCCAAGAUCGGCACUAGAUGAACUCGCGGGUAGAGGAGGGAGGGGGCCAGAGGACGACCCUCUUCGACUGAGCACACGUGGUCUGCUGCAGUUCCUGCGUGCUCGGGUUCACGAGAAAAGCCUGGCGGCUGCUCCGGUGGACAUGCUACCAGCCUCUGUGGUCUGCCAGAUCCACGCCCUUCUGUACCGUCACGUACCCUUGUACCGGGAGAAAUGCUGCAUCCAAGCAUCCUCGCUUCACCCACCAUCGGCGCCAGAGGCUCUAUUGUCCGCGAUCGAGAAAAAGACAAGCGCCAAGGCCAUUGCCGCUGCUGCAGAGCCGGGAGGUCCCCUGUUGGCACUCAAGGAUCGUUUCAACCUUCUUCUUCAUGACGCCGCCCAGGCCCUCCGUUCUGGACUUGUCGCACCACCUCUAACGGGACCAGAAGUAGAAAAAGAAACUGUGGAAAGCAAGGAGCCACCAGCAGCUGCGGCAGCACCGGGCUCAAGCCCGGACAAAAACGAAGUGAUGACUCUAACUGUGGAGAACGUCGAAGCCGUGGAAGGUGUUUUCAACACCGACAUCGGAGUGGACGUUGAAAACGAGCAGCUUUGCCGCUUUUUACGCUCCGCUACAACAACGACGACCAAGAUUAGUGCUUCACCCUAA